GCUAUCUCCUGCCCGGCGGCUCCUCCUGCCCUGCUCUCCUAUUCUGCUCUUCUGCCCUUCUCCUCUCUUGCCUUUGCCGCCGCCUCCCGAUGGAGAGCGGCUCCCCGGCCGUGAGGGGCGCGGCCCACUCCCGGGGAGCGCCGCCCCGCUGAGCCGGGAGUGCCCGGUACAAGCCCCAACAAGCGSGGUCUGGGCUGGGAUUUCCAAAACCUGUAUGGUUUUGAAAUUGAACAAAAGACUGGAAAUCGGAAUAAUCUUUGCAUUUCUUUGAAUAAGAAGUAAUAAUGGAACGAAGGCAGAGAGGAGUCAGUCCUGGACUGAUUUUGCUGCUUUAUCAAAUUUCUCAAGUUGGACUCCAGAACAUUCCUUCUGUUACCCUUGGGGUACUUGCACUGAAUAUUUUUCUCUUUCUGAAUCCUUUGAGGCCACUGCCUGAAGUGUGUCUCAGUGUAAGUGAAGCCCUCCACAGAAGGAACUGGCACCGUUUGCUGCUUGCUCCUUUCCACCAUGCAGAUGAUUGGCAUUUGUAUUAUAACAUGAUUUCCAUGCUUUGGAAGGGGAUAAUGCUGGAAAGAAAACUUAAGAGCAUAUGGUUUGCCUACACAAUUGCAGUAUUUUCAGURCUUAUUGGAGUAGUUUAUAUGGUGCUGGAACUCCUUCUUGUGAUAAUUCUGGAUGAUCCUUCCUAUGAAAUGAAUUGUGGUGUAGGUUUUUCAGGAGUCUUGUUUGCUUUAAAAGUUCUAAACAACCAUUACAAUCCAGGAAGAGUGAGCACUGUCUUUGGACUGCCAAUAUCCAGUAAAUAUGCUUGUUGGGUGGAGCUGGUGGCUAUUCAUCUAAUCUCCCCAGGGACUUCUUUUGCUGGGCAUCUGGCAGGGAUUCUCGUUGGAUUGAUGUACACUAUGGGACCUCUGAAAAAGAUCAUGCAGGCCUGUACAGCUGGUGUUACUUUCUUCACUGAGCCUAACAGGCCGAGGGACUACUAUUCAGAGUAUUAUGGCUAUUAUCCAGAUUAUCAAUACAGAACUCCAAGGAACUACUUUGAUUAUACAGGUGGGCUCACUGAAGAAGAACAGCUUGAAAGGGCAGUGCUAAACAGUCUUAAUGAAAGAGAUUUUGGUGGAGGAACCCACAAUAACGAGAGGCGACCUUACGGAUUUUGGUUCCCACCUGAGCACCCAGAAGAGGAAAUCAGAAGGCAAAGGCUGCGUAGGUUUGACAGACGAUGAAGUUGGCAGGUGUUGAUGUAAAUUGUAAAGUGCUAUUCAGACUUACCAAAAUAUGUACAGAUUUAUUUGUAAWUUGUAUUUAUGAUCUGUCUUCAUUAUUUUUACUACUUGUUGCAAAACUGCAGAGGAUUUAGGGAGUUCAGACCUGAGGCUGGAACUUGAAUAAGAAGUGSGAUAUAAGAAUCAAAAUGUGAUCUUUGGCUGUCUCCAUCUUAAUGCACYUUAAAUAUGGAAGAAGACUGAUAGUUUUACCAAAUUGUCUUUUUUUUUCCUUAUAUUGUGAAGCUUUAAGAAUUCCUUGUUAUCUUGACUGCUGGUGUUCUCGGGCAGCAGGUUUUCUUCAUCCAGUGCAGCUGAAAUGUUACAUUUUCUAUGUAACUUUAAAACUAUGCARUUUUCCCUUUCUCAGUUACCUGUGAUGACCAGCUCAUUUUUUGGGAUUGCCAUGUGAAAUGACACUUGAAAAGAUUGCUUUGAUACAGCGGCUAGCUGGGUUGUGUGAGUCUAGGCUGAAGCUUUUGAGCAGCCUUCCAAAAUGUGUGACAAAUAGUUGCAGCUGUCCUUACCAAGGAAUUAUUUAAUACAAAUUUCAGUGUUGCAGUCUUYGUCAAAACACACUGUAUUAUCUAGAGCUUGUAUGUGAUGAAACUGGGUUGUAACUACUUACGAUUUCUUAAGGCCUUUCUUAAUAUUUAUGUUUUAAAUCAAAAACUGCUGCCCUUUACAGAGCUGAAAUAAUUUGUUAGGAGUUUUGUGUAAAGUUAGGUGGCUACUCCAUAUAAACCAUAUAUUUAUUUAAUAAUAUAUUUUUUUAAAGCAUCUAUUUCCCAUUGAAAGAAGGCUUGGAAAUGUUAAUUUCUAUAUUCUGUUCAUGCAGCUUUACAAAUUCCACUAUUUUUCAAUUUACAAUUUCCACUAUUUGUCUUGUUUGAAGACCACUAACAGAUCUGAGAGUUUGUGGACUUGUGGAGAUCAUGCCUAAAACCAGGCUACCUUCAAUUCUACGUUUUCUAGAAUUUCCCUGCCCAACCACAGGAGCUGAGAGGAGACUGAGAGCUCAGUUAUCCCUCUGGGCAGACCUUCCACACGAGGCCACCCUGCCUGUGGCACUGCUGCCUGUUAAUGGUAACUAAUAAGCCUGGGGAGGGUCUGGUUCCAAUAUCACCCUGGAAAAUCACUCCUUGUCCAGGCAUUUUAUCUUCACAAUGAAGGAAAUUUGUGAUGUUCCUCCCAAACUAUUCCUAGUCUUGGAGAUGUGUGAUUGCAGAAGAACAAUUUGGUGACUUUUGACACAGACCUGUUGGAAUCUUCUCAUCAGCACUGAUGGAGUAGGGCAUUAGGAUGAGCAAUUUAAGGGUUUCACCAAAGUGUGCUUUAUGAAGUCUAUUUUUCCAUGAGGUAUCUUUUGAAUAUAAAAAGCAGUGCUGUAUUUUUCAUAUAGAAAAAUAUCCUAUUUUUUUUUUUUACUGUGCUCUUUAAAUGAAUAAUACUAAACCUGUUUGUUUGUAGCUCAUGUAUGUAGGGGAAGCUCUUGUUUUCUGGGAAAAGCACAAUAUCAGGAUGCAGACUUUGGGCUCGGGGUUUUGGGACUCAACAGGCACAACURCAAUGGGACUUCAGGUACAGAGAGAAUGCAGAUUUCUGGUGUGUCCUUGGGUUUGGUUGUUUCUGUAUAUAUGCAAUAGCCAUAGAAUAAAACAGCAGACACCUUUAUAGAAGGCCAGUGUUUUUAUGUUCACAGAAAAUAAGUCUCAAAAACCUGAAUAUUUUUCUCAGCAGGUAAUGAUUARAUGUAAAUGAGAAGAAUGUAGUAUUGGUUCCUCAGCAAUCUUUUAAUGCUGUGGUCAAAAGUUGCAGUGUAAUGCACAGUGUGUGUUAAGCUCUGUUAUUUUACUUUUUUAAAAGCACAGGAUGAGCUGCUAGUCAAGUGAAAAAAAGAUACUUAAGGGAAAUAAAAAACCCAAUUACAAUUCUAUAAGCACUUGGUUUUGUAAAGUGAGCUCAGAAAUACAUGCCAUUAAAUAUUCACAAAAAUUGUCAGUACUAAUAWAUGUUCUGUUGUUUUGACAUUUUUUGUAUAUAGAAUUUAAAUAAAUAUUUUUGUAACAUUUGAAGCUGUUUGGUUUUAAUUGUAGUAAUGAAUAAGGUAUAUAUUUUAAAUGACAGAGCUGCUGCCACAUUGUUAGAAAUUAAGACUUGUGAUACCAAGGGGGCAGAUUGAUUGUAUUGGGACU
Molecule: messenger RNA, 3463 nt
Organism: Malurus melanocephalus (red-backed fairy wren)
Lineage: Eukaryota; Metazoa; Chordata; Aves; Passeriformes; Maluridae
Gene: RHBDD1
Product: rhomboid domain containing 1
Exons: 7
Coding region: 285-1229 (314 amino acids)
Cellular component (GO): membrane
Molecular function (GO): serine-type endopeptidase activity
Source: RefSeq, a predicted model, not a curated record